Messenger RNA from Humulus lupulus (European hop), 4512 nucleotides. RefSeq lists its product as uncharacterized. Bases 3392 to 4162 code for a protein of 256 amino acids. NCBI's taxonomy places the organism in Eukaryota, Viridiplantae, Streptophyta, Magnoliopsida, Rosales, Cannabaceae. The transcript has 6 exons. The record is from RefSeq and is a predicted model, not a curated record.
ACUACCUUCGGAAAACUAUCCACCGUCAUCAAAAUAAGAGUAUGUAGGCAAAAAAAAAAAAAUGCCUAAAAAACCUUACCAGUUAACAUACGAAGUGGAAGAAGUAAUCUUAGGAUUAACGGUGGGAAUCGCAAUUAUACUAACCCAACUUCCUAAUGAGAAAACCAAAGGAGGGUUAGUUCCGAGCAUCUUCUUUAAAGGUAAGCCUUCGUCGUUCCAUGCUUUCGUCGUAGCUCUCAACUUGGCCUUUUUCGGUUCAUUCGUAACAAUCAACCUUCGUAAAAGGUAUCCAAGGAUUGCAAGGUCUUCCCUCCUCUUUUCUAUUUUUUCAUUGCUUUUAGUAUUUGCCAUACCCCUCUGCCUCAUGUUACCUCCUUCUCUUGAUUGGUUUUUAACCAAACAUACUACUAAAUAAUAGUGUAAUAUAUAUUAUGCCUAGUCUGAAAAAACUAAUUCAAGAGCUUAUUGUAAGUAUUGGUGAUAGUUUUCUUUAAUUAUUACAAGUGUUGUAAAAAAGUGUUUGUAUUGAAGAGCCAUUGAGAAUCAUAAAAAUUGUUAACAUCAAAAUUGGGCUUCAUCGAAAUACCAUCAAGGAGCAAUCAUCUAAUUUUCUUAUCCAAAUUUGAAACUGCAUGGCCAUCGAAAUCCAUUGGACACAAUCAGAAAAAAAUUAUGCAAAAAUAUGAAAAACGGCUCAAAAUAUAUGUAUCGAUCGUACUUUAAAGCUAUGCUUUUAAAAUGGUGUUAUUUUUGUGAGAAAAUGAGAAUGAAGUUUCGGCUAAGAGAGAGAGUUUGUGAGAACGAAUAUCUGUGAAUCAUGAUGACAAUGGUAUUUUUGUCCGAAAAUACAUUUGAAUCAUAUUUUUGAAAUAUUGGAAAUUUGGAGCAUAAGUUUUUGAUCAAUGGGCUAAUUAAGCAUAAAAUCUAUAAAUUUCCUUUCGAAAAAAGAGUUUCCAAUUAUUUGAGAUGUCUAGUUUUAAAUAUUUCUUUUCGAAUUAAGGAGCGGUGAUAAUAAGGCUAGCGGGGCUUUUAUAUUCUAAAUUAAAAAUAAAAAUAAAUUCUAUCAGCUCAAAUUAUUAGAAGAAUCUUUAGAUUAUUAUUCUCCAAAAAAAAAUCUAUUCAUUAGAAUAUAAAUAAAAAUUUACAAAACAAUUUAAAAAUUACGCAUCUCGAAAACGUCGAGACCCAAACCAUUAUUAAGCUUCUCACCCGUGACUUGAAGAAGGGUAGGUUUAUUCUUGGAUAUUAUUUGGAGGAAAUUAUGUAGAACAUGAACUUUUAUUUUUUCUUUUCAUAAAUAUGAAGAAAUUAAGAUUUUACUAAAUUUAUGGCGGUUUUCUAUUCUAAGCUAAUUAUGUGAAAAAUUAUUUCCAUACUUUUAUGUUUUUUUUUUUUUAAAUAAUUCUAUUUUUUAGGUAUGAUGACUUUCAUAUUAAGGAUAUUCGUGUAAUUGUAUAGAUCUUUAUUUUAUUUUUUAAAAAAAAUUGUCUUGUUGUUAUCCUCAUCAAUUUCUAUUUUUUGUUUUUUUUUUGUUUCUUUCUUUGGGCACUGAUGACCAGGAUGAUACUUUUUUUUUUCUUUCUCGGUUGAUUUUUCAUUGUUUGUAUAGAUGAAAAAGCCACAUUGGAUAUAUGUGUUUUCCAAUGUUGAUAGUUAUGGUGGUACCUGAAUUUUAUGGCAAAUUGAAAGUGGGCAAGUAUAUUUGUAGGCUUAAGAAUAAAUUAUUUUCAAUUUUGCAUACACUUUUAAGCAACAUAUAUUAUAUCUGUUUUGUAUAAUGUUUCUUAGGCUUAGUUUUUCAUGAUGAUUGGCUUAAUGUGUGUCUUCAUAUAUUCAGAUGAAUAUAAAUAUAUAGGGACCUGUUGCGGUGCAUUUAUUUUUUUGGCACGGUAAAUUAUUAAGAAUUUUUUAAAAAUUUGUAGAAUAUCUUAAAUGAUUUCAAUGUAUACUGUCAUAUACAAAAAAUUAGAAAAAAAAUUAUUGAAGUGUAGAAAAUAUAAAAUAGCUGUAAGUCUUACCCUAAAUAUAUAUAUAUAUACAUAGUUAUAUACUAGCCAUGUCUUAAUGUCACAAUUGUUAUAUAGUUUCAAUAAUGUGGAGUUUGCUUAUGGGUUAUAUCUCUCAGUUUUUGUGCGAUUUUUUUUAUAACCAUGUAUAUUGUAGCUAUUUAGAGUAUCUUUCAAAUUUUUAGAAAAUUUUAAAUAAUUUAUAAUGCUGAAAACAAAGUUCCACUACAAGAAAAAGAGUUUUUAGAGUCGGAAAUAUUACCGACGGACUAAGUCCGUCGGUAAUGUACAGUAUAUUAGUGGCGGAGUACUGGAUCUGCCGCUAAUCAUGGGGAAAUCAAAAUAAAAAAUUAACUUUUUUUAUUAGCGGCGGACUUUCCCAUUAUUAGAGGCGGAUUGUCCGCCGCUAAUACAAUACCCAGGAACAGUUUCAAAUUUAUUAUCGGCGGGGUUAUGGUGAUAGCGGCAGGACCCGCCGGCGGGUUAUGGUGAUAGCGGCGGGACCCGCCGGUAAUAGUGCACUACCGGCGGAUUAAAUGCGACAGGACCAGCCGGUAAUAAUAUUAUAUAGAGAGCCUUCGGCCUCCCUUGGCAGAUCUCUGUUUGUUCUUCGUCUUCUAACAUUUUUUGAGAGCCAUCUUCUUCUUCUUCUUCAACGCUCCUCCGUCGUUGUUCAUCAACGCGCCGCCCCUGACCAGCAGCUACACUACACCCACAGUCAUCGUCGACCUCCUUACACCUCACGCACCAACUCUCCGCUCCUCAACUCAACUCAGCUACCACACUGUGUGUCUUGAUCUUUCUUGAAGGUGUUUAUCAAAUUCCUCUCCAAGUAUCUUUCAAGCUGAAGUGUCGAGAAGAAAGGGUCGUGGCCUGGCUAAUAACAUACCAUUUGAAAUUUGAAGGCGAAAUGUCGGGAAACCACUAGAUCUUCAGCUUGAUCCUAGGACGGAAAAAGUGGUUGGCUUGGAGGACCAAGCUUUUGUCCGCAAGAUAGGCCUCCAAGUCACCUUGUUGUUGCCAGGACAUUAUUUGGAUUUCGCUGAUGUACCUCAACAAUUUAAGGAACGAGCCGUACAAAGGAUGAAGCAUUUUUAUAAUGUUGAUGAUCAUCCAGAACCCGAGAGAGUUAUGAAAACUAUCUACACAGAGAUGCGCAAAAGAUAUUCUGAGAGAAAGAACAUCAGACAUACUCACUUCAAAAAAUAUUACUCUAAUUCGGAAGAUUUGCAGAGUGUUUUAGUUGCCCCACCUGACCAUUGCUCCAAGGAGAGUUGGAAAGAUAUUGUUCAGUUUUUUUUUAGCCCAAAAUUUAUUGCGCGAUCCAACCAAAACAAGAAAACAGAAAAGAAGUGAAGUAUACAUCGACACAAGGCACAAAAUCGAUGGCAGCUAAGUGUCACCAAUUUGCGAACCAUGAUGAACAUGUUAUUGAUACUUGGAAAGAUAGCCAUUUGAGAAAAUUGACAAAAGUUUUUGUCAACGACACGGCUCGAGAAACUUUUGAAAAAAUGACGGAAGAGCUUGAGAGGGCACGACUUCAAAGCCAGUCUCAAGGACCGACGGAGGGAACUGAAACUGGAUUUGCUGCUGAAUCCUCGUCGAUCGAUCAGUACGAGAUUAUGAGUAAAGUACUUGGGGAGAGGUCUGACUUUCAAAGAGGAGUAGGUUACAACAAAGGCAAAGGGAAAAAAUCAGCUUCCAGCUCCACAAGUCAAAGUCAGUCACAGGCCCAACCUACUCAUACACCUCAGGAAGACAUGGCUACUAUGGCGGAAAUGAUGAAGUCAAUGCGUGAAGAGAUCCGGAUGUUGAAAUCUCAACAAGGUCCAUCUGGUAAUCCUCAGCAUACCAGUACAGAAACUGAGUCGCGGUUUGAAAGCCUUCUCCAACGAUAUUUACCAUCACAACCUGAAGGUGGUAUAUCUUCUCAAAGUCCACCUCCUUGGUCGAUGCCACAACAACAACAACAUUUGUAUCCACCUCAACAGAAUUAUCCAAACAUGUAUGGACGCUCCUCCCAGUCCCCUCCUUUUUAUUACCCCGACGUCCCUGCAGGAUCUCAGACGUCACAUCCUAGGCGUCGUGACUUCGGGGAUUCAUCACAGCAACAACAUCCACAGCAAAUGUAUGGUCAAUUUGUGAGUUCGUCGUAGCAGCAGAAGUAUGGUCAGUUUGGGAGUUUUUUGCAUCAGUCUCCCUCGCCGCGACCACAUACUCGACAAUUUAGAUCAUCUUCGCAGCAACACUCUCCACAAGCACCACAGUUUGCUUCACCACCGUUGCCGCGCCCUAAUACUAGUGAUCAAGAUAUUGACCUUAAUGAAUAUUUUACACCUAGUUAGCCCGAUCAAAACAAUAAUAAUUAGAUUAUGUUUUUUAAUUAUAUUAAGACAAUUGAAAUUUUAUUAUGUUUAUUUUAUAAUUAGUUCAUAUGUAAUUAAAAUGAGACAAUUGGUAUUUUAUUAGGUUAAUUUUAUGAUUAAUUACAAUGUUAUUUUUGUUU